AGAAAGUUUACGCUUCCAAAAUUUCUAAGUUUAAAUUUGAAUUGUAUAAGGUUUGGAUAUAAUGAAAUGGUUCCCUCCAAAUCUACUAGAAACAGUUUAAGGCGGUCUUCUAUACUUAAGACCCCUAAAGCACGGCAACCUCUGCAGAACUUAAAUUUUAAUAGUUCAUCUAAUGAAAAUAGUCCUACUAUCACAUCAAAAAUUAAAAGACGUGUUAGUUUUGCAGAAAAAAAACAUGUUAAAGAAUUUUGUAAUUCAUUGGAGCAAGGCACUGUAUGGGAUAAUACAUAUGAAGAACAUGAUAUAAGUAAUCUUAAAAUACCAUGUUCUAAUCAAGAAGAAUGUGUGCCCGAAAAUGUAUAUAAAGAAAAUAUUUUUUGUAGUACCAAUGAAAAUGAUAUACAAUCUGUUUGCAAUACAAUAAUAAGAAAAAAUUAUAAUGUUGAAGAUUGUAACUUAUAUCAUAUGAAUGCAAUUGAAGAUCUAAAUUAUCAAGAUAAAAUUUUAAGUGAAUUAUCAGUUCCUUGUCAUGGUGGAACUGCUCAAGGAAAUGAAUCCACUUCUUUAACUGAUUUACAGUUGAAAGAUGAUAAUUAUAUAUCAAAGGAUAUUGUUGUGUAUGAAGACUUAGGUAGAAAAUUAGAUGAAAAAGUAUCAGAAGUAUUAAAACCAAAUAUAAAUAAUUUUGAUGAUAAUAAAUUAAAUACUACAUCUAUUCAGGAUACAUGUAUGGAUUUUACUGAAAUUGUUGGUAAUAUUGUAUGCUUUGAUGCAAAUUUUAUUCAAGGUAAUAAUGUGAAAGAAAUAUCUAAGAAUCCAUCAACACAAUUAAUACAAAAUGUUUUACUAUCAAAAAGUAAAGAAAGUUUUCAUCAGUUUGACAAAUCUAAUGUAGAAGAAACAAAUGUAACAAAUCAAGACGUGUUAAUGGAAUUAACUCUAGCCUUACCAUCUAUCAUUAAAUAUGAUGGUAAUAGUGAUAAUGCAGAAACAGGAAUGUGUUUUAUAGAUGAUAGAACUAAAGGAUUUGAUAAUAUUUCAAUGGAAAUGACUGCAACUAUACCAUCUUCCUUGUAUAAUUUACAGCCAAACAAUAAUAGUAUAAAUUAUUGUAUUCCAAAUUUAAUGUUAUCUGAUAAUGAUAAUAAAACAAUUGUUUUUCAUGAUAUGACAAUGAAUAUUACUAAAGCUGUAGAAACAACUGUUUAUAGAUCAUCAGACAAAUCAAUAGUGAUACAAAAAUCACAGCACAGUGAAUAUAAUAUUACAAAGCAGGAUGAAAAAACUGAAUUAAUAAAUACAUCCAUGGAAAUGACAAAAGCAAUUUCAAAUAAUAUGCAUUCUGCAAUUGAAAUUCAUGAAGAAAGUGCUAAUAAUUUUGACAUUAUAGAGAAUAGUGUUAAAAAAUUAAGACCUGAUUCAGAUGUAUGUGAAACAUCAACAAAUCAUAAUAGAACUAGAAUUUGUAAUGAUGAGACAAUGGAAUUUACUACAGCUGCAACAACUUUAUCUGCAGAACAUCAGAAUAAUUUUCAGAUGCCUAUACGAAGUACUUUUUACAUACAACCAAAUUCUUCUAAUUCAGUAUUUAACAAUGAUAGAAGUCAUUCAAAUAGAACUAUUAUUUUUCAUGAUAAUUCAAUGACAAUUACAAAUGUAUUAUCAUCACUUGAUACAAGGCAUAAUUGUACAAAAGUGAUUGCAGAUUGCGAAUCAAAUAUAAAUCAAAAUAAUGAAGCAAUAAGAACAACACAAUUUCAAGCUGGAAUAGAUACAGGAUCCAGUGAAGUUAGACAAUCAGUAUUGCUCGAUAAUAUUGAAAACAGAAAUGUUACAGAUUUUUCCAUUUAUUCAAAUAAUGCUACAAAAGACAUUUGUACUAAUGCUAGUGCAGCAAUUUCUUGUUCAUUAAAUUCAGAUACAAUUUUAAGUAAAGAAAAUUACAUAAUAAACAAUUCUUCAAAAGCUAUAGAAAAUAAUGCUAUGGAAAAGUCUACUCCAAUUAAAGUUCAAAGUUCUGCAAAUGUUAAACCUAGCAUGGCCUUGCAUGAAUCAGAGCAGCAAGAUGCUUUUGCUUCAGCUUUAAAAGAAAAUAACACAGAAAUAGCUUGUGCUACACUUAACUCUGUAUUAAAUGAUUCUUCCUCUUCUGCAAAUUUAGAAUUAAAUAAAGAUAAAAACGUAGUAGAUAAAUACACAGAAACAAUAAUAUCACAUCCAAGAAGAACAUAUACAAUUUGUUCAUUAAGUAACGAUCGUACUUUCACAGUCGAUAACAAAAAAAAUAAUAACAUUUCAGAAAUUAACAAUGAUAUUCUUUAUAAAUUAAAUGAUGAAGAACAUAAUGCACACAAUAUUUUCAACAAUACAGAAAAUUUACAAAACGAAGAAGAUUAUGAUAGACAACAUUUAAUGGAUAAAAGUGAUAUAUUUUCCAAUAAAAGUUUAGAAGAUUUAGAGUCAAUUAAACCACCAUCAUUUUGUUGUUCGGAUAAUUUCUCAGAUUUGUCUAUGAAUAUCAUUCACAAUCAGGAAAUUAAUACAGAAGCAAAUUAUCUUUUAAAAUAUGAAAAUCGUGAACAGGAGGGUACUCAAAAGAUCGAGAAUUGUAAGGCAAACGUGUUAGAAGAAAUAGUGCGUGAAUCUCGAACAUUUCUGAUCAAACGUGUCUGUUUAUAUAAUGCGCCAGAUAGUUUAAGAUUUGAACAAGAAAAUCAAACACAAAAUGGUAAAAUUCAGAAAUUAGAUUUGCUAAAUAAGAAAGAUACUGAUACAGAGAUUCAAGUUUUAGCAUGUUUAUCUUCAUCAGUAAGUGAUACUGACAAAUUUUCUAUGGUGUCUAAUGCAAAUCUUCAAAACUUGGACAAUUCCAAUUUAGAAAAUAAAAAUAUAAAAUAUUCUUCACCAAAUACAAGUGUUAUCGAUGAAAAUACCUCAAAAGUUGACGAUUAUAAUAAAUUACUUGACACAAAUAUGGUGGAAGCAAAUAACGAAUCUUAUUCAAAUGAAAAAUUGCGAUUAAGUUUGGAGCCUCGUACUUCUUACGUGGAAGAAAAUAUUACGACCGAAUUAGAUACUUUUUGUUUGUUAAUGGACGAGUUGAAAAUUCGUGCGAAAAGUAACGAGACCAUUUGGGAAGUAUACCAUGAAAAUAUUGAAAGAAACAUGUUUGUAAUUGGUUUUAUAUCGUGUUCAUUGUUAGUUAUAAUAUUUGUACAGAAUUCUAGUGAUGAAACAAAUGAUCGAUUUAUUAAAGAGAUCAAAAUAAUUUCUCGUUUAGCAGACGACGCGGAUGUAUUAAUAAGCAUAGUUCACAGGGUAAUUUUGGAGAAGUUAGAUAUAAAAAGAUUGCUGGAUUUGUACAAAGAUUAUAACGAUAUUUUGCUGAUGUUAGAUUAUAUUUCGAAGGAAGUAAAACUUGCUAUGGAUUUUAUGUUUGACUUGAAACGAUUAAGCGACUUAAAUUUGAUGGAAAUAACUCGUGAUCGCGUAUCUUUCAUAUCACAAACUAAAAUGAAAAAUAUUAUAUUGAAGAUUACAAUAGACAUUAAACCAUUUGACAGGAUUGAAUCUCAAAAUAUCUCCGUCCAUUGUCUGUUAGGUUUCGUAAGAGAGGAGGAAGUUAAAAAGUUGAUAACGAAUAUAAAAAGAGAUUAUAAGUUUUUGCGAAGAUACAUGAACGACGUAAAAGACUAUAUAUAUUUGAUGGAAAGCUCUAAUACUGUAAUUUAA
This is a messenger RNA of Eufriesea mexicana, 3732 nucleotides long. RefSeq names its product probable cyclin-dependent serine/threonine-protein kinase DDB_G0292550. The record is from RefSeq and is a predicted model, not a curated record. Bases 67 to 3732 code for a protein of 1221 amino acids. The transcript is spliced from 8 exons. NCBI's taxonomy places the organism in Eukaryota, Metazoa, Arthropoda, Insecta, Hymenoptera, Apidae.